Colletotrichum higginsianum IMI 349063 is the source of this 432-nucleotide messenger RNA. Its product is annotated as 40S ribosomal protein S27. The transcript has 3 exons. Gene Ontology annotation, cellular component: ribosome; cytosolic small ribosomal subunit. Gene Ontology annotation, biological process: translation; ribosomal small subunit assembly. Bases 1 to 432 code for a protein of 143 amino acids. NCBI's taxonomy places the organism in Eukaryota, Fungi, Ascomycota, Sordariomycetes, Glomerellales, Glomerellaceae. The record is from RefSeq and is a predicted model, not a curated record. Gene Ontology annotation, molecular function: RNA binding; structural constituent of ribosome.
AUGCUGCCGCACCUCGCGUGUGGCGACACGCGUGUGAAUUGUUAUUCCCCGACGAACGAAGAAAGAAGACAAACCCGAACAACCGACCGAGCUGGAAACCCGCGAAAAGCGUCGACGAAAAAAUUUCAAGAGGAGGGAAAGAUGGUACGGCAGGGCUGUGGAGGAAAAGAAGGACACGACGAUUUCGUUCUCGCCGUUGAUCUCCUCAACCCCUCCCCGGCCGCCGAGGCCCGCAAGCACAAGCUCAAGACCCUUGUGCCUGCCCCCCGCUCCUUCUUCAUGGACGUCAAGUGCCCCGGCUGCUUCACCAUCACCACCGUCUUCUCCCACGCCCAGACCGUCGUCAUCUGCCAGGGAUGCACCACCGUCCUGUGCCAGCCUACCGGUGGUAAGGCGAGACUCACCGAGGGCUGCUCUUUCCGCAGAAAGUAA